Messenger RNA from Peronospora matthiolae, 1200 nucleotides. The record is from the annotation of a GenBank genome assembly. NCBI's taxonomy places the organism in Eukaryota, Oomycota, Peronosporomycetes, Peronosporales, Peronosporaceae.
AUGACCCGGAGCUCCACACGCCCGAUAAAGAUCGAGGCCCCACGUCGCCACCAACACGCGUGCUUGUCGUGUGUUCGGUUGCGCCCUGAAGCAGCAAAACUGCACGCUGCCCCUUCAUCCCGUCAACAGCAGCUGCAUCGUCAGCGUCUCCUUGAUUGGGAUCGCGCCUCGAAGCUGUUUGUGUCGACGGAGACACUAGAUCCGAUGAAUCAAUACGGGGCAACUGGUUCUAAUAGAACGAGGCAAACACCAGGAGAAGUUGAAGAUACUGUUGAACGUCGCCAUCGUCGGCACACUGUGGCUAGUGGUCCACACUUGGGGUUAAUGAAUGAUCCUAUGAAACCAAAUUUGAAGCCAGCGAAGGCUCAACCGCAGCCCGGUGCUAAUGCUAUGCAAGUUCAUGAGCCUGCUCGAAAACAGGCUCAUGGGGCUGUACUAUAUACUGUGAAAAGACCGGACCAGCCAGCAGCAGCUCGAACGUCGGACUCGUGUUUUAUCAAACGAUCGACUUCACGAGUGGCGGCGCGUAACGAAGUCGAGAAGCUAAUGAGCUCAGAUCGAUGUGACGUCUCCGGGUCGUUUUUGUGUGAUUUUACGGGUGCCGAGCCUGUUAUGACAGCGUCGGAUGAAAUGCAAGAGAUGAAGCAGUUGACGGGGCGAGCCAAGGCUUCGAAGAAUGUACCACCUGUGCAGGUAACACGAGGACGACGCUUUUCGGUGGAUGGCCGGUGUAAAAGUGCGGUUCCUUCUGUUUCUUCUGGACACGUUGGUGCUAUUGAUACGGAACUUGCAUUGGUUCAACCGCGCUACGAUUUUUCGGUGAAGAAAGUUAAGCAGCAGUCGCAUCAGCCAAAGACUCUGGAAAGUGAUUCGAGUGCAGACAAAAACACGAGCGAGAAGCAUCAUGCUCAACUGAUUGACUGUUUGACUGUGAACCAUCGAUCGGGACAUCGUCGACAUACUAUGACUGCUGCGUCGAUCAAGAACUUGAUACCCCGGCACCGACAUGAGAACCGAGCGGAUGUGAUUGACGAGGUUGGCAGUGGGGAGCAUGAUCGACCACAGCACACGAAAAAGGCCGAGUUUGCUGACUUUCAUUUGUGUGCGUCCAAGCUGAUGCCGCCAGAAUCAACGCAUGGACUCAAGUCUACGUCAAAUGUUGCCAGGUAUGAAUCGCAGUGGCAAGAAGGAAAAGAAUGA